CAUAAAUCCCAGCUCGCCAGCUGUCACUUAACCUCUCAGCUGUGUUGAUUUCAAGAGAAUUGCACGUUUUUACUUCGAAUUUCAUAGUUUGGUGCUUCAAAAAUACGAUCUGAAAUGCCGCCGAAGAAAGUGCAAGAACCCGAGAGAAAGCCUAUGAUAGGCCGAGUUGGUACCAAUCUCAAAGUUGGUAUUGUGGGAGUGCCCAACGUGGGAAAAUCCACUUUCUUCAAUGUUCUGACGAAAAGCUCGGCAGCUGCGGAGAAUUUCCCAUUCUGCACCAUAGACCCUAAUGAAAGUAGGGUUCCAGUACCAGAUGAGAGAUUCGACUAUUUGUGUGAAUACUUUAAACCACUAAGUAAAGUUCCUGCAUUUUUGAACAUCGUGGACAUAGCUGGCUUGGUAAAAGGAGCAUCCGAAGGUCAAGGACUGGGAAAUGCGUUUUUGUCGCACAUCAGCGCCUGUGAUGCGAUUUUCCAUCUUUGCCGAGCGUUUGACGAUGAUGACGUAAUACACGUAGAAGGUGACGUCAACCCUAUAAGGGACCUGGACAUUAUUGGGGAAGAAUUGAGACUGAAAGACGAAGAAGUUUUGAUGAAGAACCUGGAAAAACUGGAACGGACAGUGUUACGUGGCGGGGAUAAGAAACAGAAACCAGAAUAUGAUGCACUGGCGAAAGUAAAAACUAUUUUAGUUGAUGAAAAGAAACACAUACGGUUUGCUGAUUGGGAUUCUAAAGACAUUGAAGUAUUAAAUCGGUAUUUAUUCCUGACCUCCAAGCCCUGUAUAUACUUAAUUAAUUUAUCAGAAAAGGACUACAUCAAAAAGAAGAAUAAGUGGUUGAUCAAAAUAAAGGAAUGGGUUGACAAAAACGAUCCAGGUGCUCUCAUCAUUCCAUUUUCUGGAGCAUUUGAACACAAAUUGGUGGAAGAAUUUGUUGAAGAUCCAGUGUUGCGGAAGAAAUAUUUAGAUGACAACAACACGACAAGUGCCCUGGAUAAGAUUAUAGUUCAAGGAUACAAGGCCCUUCAAUUGGAGUAUUUCUUUACAGCUGGACCAGAUGAAGUCAAAGCUUGGACAAUUCAGAAAGGAACUAAAGCGCCACAAGCUGCGGGCAGAAUACAUACCGACUUCGAGAAAGGUUUCAUCAUGGCCGAGGUGAUGAAGUUCGCUGAUUUCAAGGAAGAGGGCUCUGAAGCGGCGUGCAAGGCCGCUGGAAAAUAUCGACAGCAAGGUCGUAACUACACGGUGGAAGACGGCGACAUCAUCUUCUUCAAAUUCAACGCCGGCGCUGGGUUGAAGGACGCCAAGAAGAAAUGAUUAACGUUGAACGUAACUAUGGUCAUCAUGGUUUAUCUCUACGUCAACAUGAUCUUUUUCUACGCCAGCAUGAAUUGUUAAUUUAUUUUUUAUCCCUGUUACUUUGUACGCUUUUUUCUAAUAUUCUGUCUUGUUUAUAGGUACAUACAUAAGUCGCAAAUUAAUUAUGGUACAGUAUAUAAUGUUUAUAAUAAAGCGUAGUACUCUGGUUGA
Molecule: messenger RNA, 1530 nt
Organism: Sitophilus oryzae (rice weevil)
Lineage: Eukaryota; Metazoa; Arthropoda; Insecta; Coleoptera; Curculionidae
Product: obg-like ATPase 1
Exons: 11
Coding region: 115-1317 (400 amino acids)
Cellular component (GO): cytoplasm
Molecular function (GO): ATP binding; GTP binding; ATP hydrolysis activity
Source: RefSeq, a predicted model, not a curated record